AUGCUUCUGCAUAUACGUCCACAACCACAUUCGCUUGUACUAAGCAAUAUUAUGAUUUUCUAUCUUGGUGGCUAUGUACCAUCCGGUGAGGUAACAUGGGAGACUCAUUGGCCAUGGUUCGUUAUAAUCCUAGUAUUACUAAUAGUUUUGGGUGCUAUCUAUUGCCUUGCUUUCAAGGAGAAAUAUACAAAUCUCAUCGCAAGAAAUCGAAGAAUUACAGCUGUAGAUGAUAUUAAUUGA
Molecule: messenger RNA, 240 nt
Organism: Adineta ricciae
Lineage: Eukaryota; Metazoa; Rotifera; Eurotatoria; Adinetida; Adinetidae
Source: the annotation of a GenBank genome assembly